AUGUUCAGAAGAGUAAUUAAUCUUUUUACGAGCUCUAAACAAGCCAGCUCGUGAGCUUAGCUCAACAAGCCACCGAGUCAAACUAGCUUACGAGCUUAUCAAACUGAGCAUUGUCUAGCUCAAGUUUAGCUCGUUUACUAACGAGUCAGCUCCCAAAACUGCUUGUUAACUAACAAAUCGAGUAUCGAACGAUUUUUUAUGAUUUAAACGUCAAGUUGCUCGCAUACGACUUGACUCGUUUGCAGCCCUACUUAUAUCUACAUGGGAAAGUCAAUCUUGCUCAUUACCUCUCUCAAUCAGUCCUAGUUUCAACCAUUUGAGGCGAGUUUGGGGGAGCCCGACAGCAGAGAAAUGAAGAAAAAUCACGCAGCCGCUGUUGGAUUGGGGGACCUGCCCGGAGAAAUUUUGAACCAGAUUCUAGUCCGUCUUCCAGUGAUUUCAAUUCUGAGAUGCGCCGCCGUAUGCAAAGAUUGGAACUCACUGAUCAGAAACUCUGCAUUCGUAUACCAUCACCGUUCUUCCAAUCCCAACAACCAACAACCUUCCCUCCUCCUAAGGCGCUGCGGAGAAGCACCCUCCACCGGCGGCGAGAUUGAGGAAAGUUUUACUCUUUAUUCCGACCCAGAUCGUUUAUCAUCUUCUUCCUCCACGGCCAUCUCAUCCCCAUUCACGCCUCGCUCCCACGAUCCCACCUCCCUUCGCGUCUUCGGAUCCUUACACGGAUUGAUCUGCCUCUGCGACAACUAUCGUACCUACGGUUACAUAAUCUACGUGUGGAAUCCGUCGCUCCGGCGCUUCAUCGACCUCCCUUCGCCGACUCUCACUUUCAGAAACAUGGGUAAUCGGAUUCGCCCCGAGACGACGGUCAGUCGAAUGCGACGGGGUUAUCUAAAGCGUGUUAACAAUUUGUUUGCCGUGUUGGGAUUUGGGUACGAUUGCAGGAGAAAUGACUAUAAAGUGGUCAGAAUCGUCUAUCCUCCGCAACCCACUACGUGUCCGCGGCGAGCUGAGGUUUACGCUCUGAAAGAGCGUCGUUGGAGGGAAGUUCUUCACGCCGAGGAACUGCUGCGAUCCUGCGAUGUUCCUCGGCUGUGGACUCAGUGUUUUGUAGACGGGACAAUUUAUUGGCCUGCAAUGGUCGGAUGCAAAUCGAAUUACAUUUUGGCUUUUGAUGUGAAUGAUGAGGGAUUCAGUAGGAUUGAGCUGCCCAAGGAAUUGCCCGGGGCUGGGGAAUCAAGGCUCGUUUCAAUUUCAGAAACCAAGGUCAAAGGUUUGCUUACAGUCCUCUAUCAUACUGCUACUUCUUGUGAGGUGUUGCUGAUGAAAGGGGGCGGUGCUGUGGAGGAUAGUUGGGUAAGAUUCUGCAGUGUAAGCAUUGUUGAUCCGACUCGAGACAAGGUUAUUGGGCUAUGUCGAGAUGAAAAGGUUUUGUUGCAGAAGGACAAGGCGGGUGAUUUGACAGGGUUAAUGGGGCUUGGGGAGGAAGCUGAACUGUGUCUCUAUGAUUGCAAAACCCAAGAAAUCGAGCGCCUAGGGUUGCCAGGUACUGGGUUCCGAGGCCGAGGUGCAUCUUAUGCUGCUGAUUACACAGAGAGUUUAGUUUUACUGGAACCAGAAUUCGGUGCAGUUUCUUACAGAGAAUCCAAAACAGGACCCGUAAUAAGGUCAGUGAACUUUGAUUUGGAGGAUGAGCAUGCGAGAUGGUCUCUUAAGCGAAUGACCCUGUGCAAAUGGGAUUCCACUUCGGUUUAAACUAAAUGCUCCUCAGCAUCAGAGAUCAAGUAUAUGUUGUUUAAGCUUUAUGUGAUGGUGAACCCAUGUGGCGUCGGGGAACAUAUCUUUGAUUGAUUGGACAAUUAGCUGCUUCAGCUUCUUCUUCAAUAGUCAUCUCAUCCCCAUUCAUGUGUCGCUCCCGUGAUCCCUGGCACUUCGUGUCUUCAAGUUGCUACAUGGAAUGAUUUGCCUCUCCGACCACUAUAAUGCUUAUGCUUAUGACUUCUUGGUGCGAAAUCUGUCGGUCAGACUCUUCAUCAACCUGAGUGAUUGUAUUCCUCUCCAUUUCAAACGAAGGAUGGGGGCUCGGAUACAACUGUACUAUUGAUCUAAUGUGUCAUGUAACAAUGUUUUGGAAUUUGGUUUUGAUCCCAGGAACAAUGAUUAUAAACUGGUCAGAUUCGUCUCCACUUGUUGCACUUAUGCAAGGGGGCAAGCAGAAGUUUACGCUCUGAAAAGAGCGUCGUUGGAGGUAGGCUUCAUGUCGAGGAAGUGCUGGAGUCUUGCUAUGUUCCUCAGCCUUGGUCUCAUAGGGGACAAUAUGGCGGCCUGCUGAUAAGGGCCAAUCCAAAUCGAACUGUAUUUUGGUUUUUGUGUGAAUGAUGAGAGUUUCAGCAGACAUGAGUUUGCCCAAGGAUCUGCUCGGUGCUCAAGCCUCUUCUGAAUUUCUGGGGCCAAGGUCACGGGCUUGUUUACAGUACUGCAACAUUUCUACGAUUGCAAAACUCGAGAAAUUGAGCGCCUUGGGUUGCCAUGUAGUGGACAUCAAGCCACAUCCUCUGCUGGGGAUUAUGCAGAGAGCUUAAAUUUACUGGAACCAGAAUUCCGUACAGUUUCUUACAGAGACCCUGAAAAGGGGACCCAACUUAUCGCAAGAUAUGAACUUGGUGUUGUCUGAUGUUUUGCUAUAGUUGGAACUUAGCAGAAUUGUUCUUCCAUUAUGUUCAUUCCAAUUUGGGGUGGUGUUGGUUGGUACUCUACUCUGUUAUUAUGUUAUUUGGCUCAACAUAUUGAGAAGCCAGAACAACAGAUUGGUCUCCCUCAUCCUUCCCCUCCAUGUCGUAAGGAAGUUUUGGUCUCUAGCAAUGUGUGAGUUUCUCC
Linum trigynum is the source of this 2874-nucleotide messenger RNA. The record is from the annotation of a GenBank genome assembly. Lineage: Eukaryota; Viridiplantae; Streptophyta; Magnoliopsida; Malpighiales; Linaceae.